Messenger RNA from Eurytemora carolleeae, 414 nucleotides. RefSeq names its product protein NDRG3. Gene Ontology annotation, cellular component: cytoplasm. The record is from RefSeq and is a predicted model, not a curated record. Bases 101 to 403 code for a protein of 100 amino acids. The transcript is spliced from 5 exons. Gene Ontology annotation, biological process: signal transduction. Lineage: Eukaryota; Metazoa; Arthropoda; Copepoda; Calanoida; Temoridae.
GAAAAAGAUAGAGGGGUCAUUAAAAUAAAUCUGUUUUCAGCUAGCCAGAGAUCUCUCUGCAGACGGGAAAACCCUGUACGGUGCUAACAGAACCCUGAAGAUGCCAGUUCUGAAUAUUGUGGGAGACAACAGUCCGCAUAUCGAGGCAACAGUAAACUUUAAUGGUCGAUUAGACCCAGCCAGGUGUACCUGGAUGAAAAUGCAGGAGGCAGGAAUGGUUCUUGAAGAGCAACCAAUUAAAGUAGCAGAAGCAAUCAGAUUGUUCCUUCAAGGACUUGGAUAUACACUAUCAACAAGAUCAAGAUCUGUCACAUCAUCUCCACUUAAACUCAGUGCAGUAGGAGAGCGGAGAGUGGAGCCAAAUCUUGAAUCUCUGAACUUCAACGAAAACUUGAAAAUCUAAUUUUCUCACAA